Aspergillus sclerotioniger CBS 115572 is the source of this 1161-nucleotide messenger RNA. Its product is annotated as SRR1 family protein. The coding region runs from base 1 to 1161 and encodes 386 amino acids. The transcript has 3 exons. Lineage: Eukaryota; Fungi; Ascomycota; Eurotiomycetes; Eurotiales; Aspergillaceae. The record is from RefSeq and is a predicted model, not a curated record.
AUGUGCGAAAGUGCAUUGUCUCCUGAGUCUCCAGCUGCUGAGACCGAUGAGCCAGUCGACUGCUUGUCUCUCUAUCACGACCUUCAAGAUGACGGGAAGCCGUUCUUUGAGAAGGAACUAAUCAGCAACGUGUAUAAGCAGAUCCAAGAACGUAAGGCGGGUGAAGUCAUCACCAUCAAGGGUAUCGAUGGCUCGCUCGUUGACUUCAAGGUCCGCACUGGAGAAGUCGUGGAAAUUCGUGAUGGCGUGGCGUUGGUUGCAGGCAAGCCUUAUAUCGACUAUCUCCCCAUUCAAUGCCUCGACGGCGUUGCUGGCCACUUCCCCCACCUCGGCUACCUCAACAUGCGCAUCUACCACCGUCUGCGAUACCGGUCCCUCCAAACCGGCCAGUACAUCCAUGAAACCAUCAAUCCUCCGCUAACGACGAACCUUGCAGAGUUCCUCUCUUUUCUGUAUGCUUGGGAAAGCACCAACUCUUGCAGGCACAUCCGUGCUACUCUGGAGUCUCUUCCCGAGUUCUUCGGGCCCGUGACCAAGAUAGUUGGAUUUGCGUGCAAUAGCAUUGUCAAUCCCCAGGGCUGUCUACCUGAGAAGCAGAGGAUUUCUUUCCAACAUGGCUUUCUCCUGACGCUUCGCGAUGUCCUGCGUAGAAAGACCGGGAACUCGGACAUUAAAAUCUUGGUCCAGGACCCGGCGUAUACGGAGAGUGACGUGGAGCUGCUGAAGGAGUUCAAUAUUGUCGUUGUGGAAGAUCCCGUUGGAUUUCUGGAAGUCGAUGAGGAGACUUUUGUGUUUUCUUGCAGUCCCAAUGUCCCCGUGCGCCAAAUCGUCCUUGAUAUGGUGAAGCCGGUGGGUAUGGUCUGGAAUAAGGUCUUGGCGGAGACGGCGAUCUUUAACAUCACCGACCCCUGGGAUCUAUCAAUUCACCGCACGAUCAACCGUCACUAUGACACUUACGUGUUCCCCCACGAUAGCAGAAACUUCGGGGUGAUGGGGCUUUAUUUGCGCUGCGUUGGUGGCGACGUCCCUGCCGAGGAGUAUGAGAGAAGGGACUUGGAGACUCUCGUCACGGUGCGAGGUAUCGGACAGUACGCGAACCAGGUCCACUUCAGAGUGGCAGCAAUGAACGAGUUGCUUGAUAAGGUGCCGAGAAUUGAGUAG